UCGCUUCUAUUUGGCCCGCUGGCGGCGCUGGAGAGCAGCGCUCGCCCUCGUGGCUUGGGAGCAGCCGUAGAAGGCCGCAGGAGACCAAAAAGACACCGGAGACGGGCAGUGGGUAGCGCAAAAACUGAGGUCGAUCUGAUGCCAAGUCCUGCAAGCCGAUGUUGGGCAGCGGCAGCGAUUCGGCUCGCUGGGAAGCGCCGGAGGCUUGAGCAGUCCGCUGGGACAGCGUAGCUCAGGUUGCGGGACGCGUAGCCGAGCUGCCAAAAUCGAGCUCUUGAUUGAGCAAGCCGGCAUCGCGAGCUAAGUCGAGUCCGCCCAGACCUACGUGCCAAACCAGCGUCCGAGCAGCAUUAACGGAGGCCUUGGCAUGCUGCCGCACCAGUUUGACCGCUUUCACGGCGCGAAACGAGCCGGAUGCAGUUGCGAGCAAAGAGCAGGAGGCCGCUUAGUUGGCCGCUCUAAACGCGCCGGACAGGGCACCGGAGCGCAUUAGAACGCGCGUACACGGGCGCCAACGACCGCGAGACCCGGUAGAGCUGCUUACUUGCGCCUCCGGCCAGCAAUUCUCACGAAACCGCUUCGACUCGGACGGAACGGCUCAUCCGGGCACCCCCGCGCAGGCUUGUAAAAUAUGAAGCUUUCCAUCGCGUUAUUAGCGGCCCCGGCCCUCGCCUUCGCGCCCGUGGCGCAGCAGGCGCGCGCGUCCGUCAAGGUCGAGGCGCGCAAGGAGGUCGCCGCGGCGACGCUCGGCGCGGCGGCGCUCCUCGCGCCCUUUGCUGCGUUUGCCGGCGACAUCGAGUCGGGCGCGACGAUCUUCGCGGGCAACUGCGCGGCCUGCCACGCGGGCGGCAACAACGUCAUCGCGGCCGAGAAGACGCUCCGCAAGGAGGCGCUCGACUCGUACCUCGCCGGCGGCCGCAAGGAGAGCUCCGUCGUGACCCAGGUGACCAACGGCAAGAACGCCAUGCCGGCGUUCGGCGGCCGCCUCUCGGACGAGGAGAUUGGCGACGUCGCGGCGUACGUCAUCGACCAGGCGAACGGCGACAAGUGGGACGAGUAGGCGCUGCCGCCUCCGGUCCGGUGCGUCCAGCGCGUCUGUUUAACUACUAAGUCUACUAUUUUUCUUUCGACGGCGCGCUCCGUGGACGCGUCCAGAGAUGCCCCAGCCGCACUCCAGGAGUCUUGCCGGAGGCCUGUCGCGUCG
Pelagomonas calceolata is the source of this 1204-nucleotide messenger RNA. NCBI's taxonomy places the organism in Eukaryota, Pelagophyceae, Pelagomonadales, Pelagomonadaceae. The record is from the annotation of a GenBank genome assembly.